AUGCCUCUGCCCUCAGUGUACGCUGAGCCGUCGUCCAGUGUGGUCAUAGCGUGUAGCGUGUGUGUGGUCAUAGCAUCCCUCUCGUGCGGAGAAUCGACAUUGCAAGAGAAGGACAGGCAAGAAAGAAAGGACAGGCUUUUCGAGAUAGGCGGCAUGUCUAAGUUCAAUUGGAGGGACUACGAUUCGGAUGAAUCGGAACUAGAUGAAGAACUCGCGGAAAUAGUGGAUUGGUACGCGCAAGAGUGUUUCGGUGAUGAUGACGGCGCCAGUGGUGAUGAAGGUGAAGAAGGUGGUGAUGAAGGUGAAGAAGGUGGUGAUGAAGGUGGUGAUGAAGAUGCCAGUCAGCAGGAGGUGCCAACCGAGGAGGUGCCUCCAGCGUCGCCGGAGGACAGGCAAAGCGUGAGUGCUGCUGCACGCCGCGGCCGGCCUGCACCCAGUCGCAGCAUCUCGCCGCGCCCAGAGGCGGGAAAAAAAUACAAGUGUUUAGUAGAUGGGUGCACUUACCAGGAUAAUGACAAAUACACUUUUGAGGCCCAUGUCCAUAGUGCACAUGGGAAAGACAAAUUAUUUAAAAGCGAAUGCUGUGACUUCAUGUCCAAUUGGCGUGAAAAUAUCCCGUUUGGAGCGCAUAAAUGCGUUUAGAAAAAGUAAACUAAAUUUGAGCUGGGCCCACUGCUACCUUUCUGAACCAUGAUCUUUCUGAACUUCUCGCAAAUUUGUGCAACCAUCAUGAUAUUCUCUUUCAUGUACAAUGAAUGUUAGGACAAAUGAGGAGGCCGUAAAUAUCGUUUCAUGGCACUCAACUUUCUUUCGGGUAGCACGAAUAAUAUGGGACGAGUUAUUUGAUCAUCCACACAAUUCCGUUGCUUUGUUAUCUUAAGUUCGACGCGGCAUCAAGAUCGCGGCCACCGCUCCAUGUUCUCCGUAUUAUUAGUUUCUUCAUUACAUUAUCUAUUUUAUGAUGUUCUCAUAUGAAAUACUCAGCAUUUCCAUAAUUUAUAUCCAUAACAUGUUAAAAAUCUGAUUAACUAUUCUGUUAAUGUUAAAAUUAAAUUCUUAACGUUAUAUCUCGUUUUCAAUGCGAGACAGAAGUCAUUGUUUUAUUGAGUGUUCAUGCUUGCAAAAUUUCUGAACAAUCCGAGUCGUGAAUUUAUAACGAUUACUUACUUUCUCGGAAAGUAUUCGUUCUUGCUGACUUUAAAUAGUAAUUAGAACUCACUAUUUAAUAUUUCAUGUGUUUCUGCCUUGGAAUAUAUUCAUUAUUUGCUGGCAUCUAUUAUCUGUCAUAGUUUUGCAAAUUCGGUGCAGUUUUAAUUUUUUCCUGUGUUACAGAUCAAAGUUUGUUCGCUCGUUCAUGAAAACGCAAUCUUUGUCCGUCUUUAGUAAAAUAAAUGGCCAAACGUC
Molecule: messenger RNA, 1404 nt
Organism: Hyalella azteca
Lineage: Eukaryota; Metazoa; Arthropoda; Malacostraca; Amphipoda; Hyalellidae
Exons: 5
Coding region: 1-642 (213 amino acids)
Source: RefSeq, a predicted model, not a curated record